Molecule: messenger RNA, 4805 nt
Organism: Melospiza georgiana
Lineage: Eukaryota; Metazoa; Chordata; Aves; Passeriformes; Passerellidae
Gene: PBX1
Product: PBX homeobox 1
Exons: 9
Coding region: 265-1557 (430 amino acids)
Biological process (GO): embryonic organ development; neuron development; eye development
Cellular component (GO): nucleus
Molecular function (GO): RNA polymerase II cis-regulatory region sequence-specific DNA binding; DNA-binding transcription factor activity, RNA polymerase II-specific
Source: RefSeq, a predicted model, not a curated record
UCCCUCUCCCCCCCCCCCCCCCUUUCAUUUUUUUCUCCUCCUCCUCUUCCUCCCCGCCGCGGAGCCGGGCGCCAGCGUGAAGGAUAAAUAAAAAGCGAAGAGGAAGAGGCUGGGGAGGAGGAGGAGGAGGAAGAAGGGGGGGGAGGAAAGAAGAAGAAGAAAGCGAGCAAGAAAAGAAAGCGAGGAGCCAGGCGGCCAGCCCAGCCGCGCCGCUCCCGGCAGCCAGGGCAGGAGGCGGCGGCGGAGCGGGGCCGGCGGCCGGCGAUGGAUGACCAGCCGCGGCUGAUGCACACGCACAGCGGGGUGGGGAUGCCGGGGCACCCGGGCCUGUCCCAGCACAUGCAGGAUGGACCAGGCGGGGCGGAGGGGGAGGCAGGCAGGAAGCAGGACAUCGGAGACAUCUUACAGCAGAUCAUGACCAUCACGGACCAGAGUUUGGACGAGGCGCAGGCCAGGAAACAUGCUUUAAACUGCCACAGGAUGAAGCCGGCGCUUUUUAAUGUCUUGUGUGAAAUCAAAGAAAAAACAGUGCUGAGCAUCCGGGGGGCGCAGGAGGAGGAGCCCACGGACCCGCAGCUGAUGAGGUUAGACAACAUGCUGCUGGCAGAGGGGGUGGCAGGCCCCGAGAAGGGAGGGGGCUCGGCCGCCGCUGCCGCCGCCGCCGCCGCGUCCGGAGGAGCCGGCUCCGACAACUCGGUGGAGCACUCGGACUACAGAGCCAAACUGUCCCAGAUCAGACAGAUCUACCACACGGAGCUGGAGAAGUACGAGCAGGCGUGCAACGAGUUCACCACGCACGUGAUGAACCUGCUGCGCGAGCAGAGCCGGACCCGGCCCAUCUCGCCCAAGGAGAUCGAGCGCAUGGUGAGCAUCAUCCACCGCAAGUUCAGCUCCAUCCAGAUGCAGCUGAAGCAGAGCACGUGCGAGGCCGUCAUGAUCCUGCGCUCGCGGUUCCUGGACGCACGGCGGAAGAGACGAAACUUCAACAAGCAAGCCACGGAAAUCCUGAAUGAGUAUUUCUAUUCCCAUCUCAGCAACCCUUAUCCCAGUGAGGAAGCCAAAGAAGAGCUAGCCAAGAAAUGUGGCAUCACAGUCUCACAGGUAUCAAACUGGUUUGGAAAUAAGAGAAUCCGGUACAAGAAGAACAUAGGUAAAUUUCAAGAGGAAGCCAAUAUUUAUGCUGCCAAAACAGCUGUCACGGCUACCAACGUGUCAGCCCAUGGAAGCCAGGCUAACUCACCCUCAACUCCCAAUUCAGCUGGUUCUUCCAGUUCUUUUAACAUGUCAAACUCUGGAGAUUUGUUCAUGAGCGUGCAGUCUCUCAAUGGGGAUUCUUACCAAGGGGCCCAGGUUGGAGCCAACGUGCAGUCACAGGUGGAUACCCUUCGCCAUGUUAUCAGCCAGACAGGAGGAUACAGUGACGGACUCGCGGCAAGUCAGAUGUAUAGUCCGCAGGGCAUCAGUGCUAAUGGAGGUUGGCAAGACGCUACUACCCCAUCGUCGGUGACCUCCCCCACAGAAGGCCCUGGCAGCGUUCACUCUGAUACCUCCAACUGAUCUCCCAGCAAAUUGCAUCCCUGGCUGAGCCGGCCCCGGCGGGGGCGGGAGAGGAGGGGGCCUCUCCUAACACCGCAGCAGUCAGACUGGAGGUGAACCCAAUCAGCACACACAAGAAGACUCCUUCUCUUCUCUUCGUCGGGAUGCUUUUUUCAGCCAAUCUGGACACUUCUUUAUACUCUCUUCCCUUUCUUUUCUGGGUAGAAGCCGCUGUCCCCCUCCCCGCCACCGCCACGACACCGCUCCCUUCCCCUCCCCGCUUCCCACCCAAGCUAGAAGGAUUUUAAGGAGGAAAAGCAAAAAUCCACCACUACCACCACCACACAAAGCAAGCCCAGAGCAGUGUACAGCCUCGUGCUGGGUGUCUUUCUGAGGAGCUACAAAUGUACCUCAGUCACGUCUCACUCCCUCGCCAGCAGGCAGCCCCUGCCCCCCUUCCUUUCACGCUACCUCUCCGUAGGGAAUUGCCACCGUAGGGAAUCUGCUCCCUCCUCAUCUUUGCAGCUUCCCUCACUCAGCCCUGCCCUGUGAGCUGUCCCUGAGCUGCUGCAGGCACGGGGCAGGUGGCACAGCCCCCGUGCACGUAGAAGGAGCCAGCGUGCUCCCCCUCGCUCCCAAAAGGUACCGUUCCCAUUGCCAGCCCUGGGGAAAUUCCCAGUGCCAGCCCUUCCCAGCCAAGCAUCCCUCCCACUGGCUGCUGUGACCUGGAUGAGCUGUGGAGCCCUGCUGUCCUGCCUGGAGGGGAGAAGAGGAGGGAAGGAAGGGAGGCAGAGGCAGGUGAGAAGCGGCCAUCACUGGUAACACCUCCAGGAGCUGUGUGGGAUCAGGCAUGGAUGGCUGCUGGGACACCAGCAGCUCUCACAGCACCUAGAGAGGCUGCUGGUGGAGAGCAGUGCCACGGGGUGUUGGCUCCCAUUUCCAGGAGGAGCUGUGUCCCCAGUUCAGGCAGCACCCACAGAGGUUUGUGCCACCCCGCUGCGUUCCCAAAGCCAGCAGUGAGGGAUGGGCAGCAGAAUGCCAGGGGCUGGAAGUGCUGGGGUGAGUGUCUGGGGUGCUUUUGGUAGCUCUUCACACCACAGGUUUGCUCUGUAGGACGGGAGGCUGCCCCUCUGGGGGAUGUCUGGGUGCUGGAGCUGCUGGUUUGACCCCAGGAGUUACCUGGGCAGUGGCCAUGGAAGGACUCACGGGACUUUCUGCCCAGCUUUUCUGGCCCACUGUUGGGACAAGCAGUGGUGGCUGGCAAGCAAGGCUUCAUCCUGCCCCUUCAGGCUGGUGCUGGGAGGAUGUGGCUCCAUGGAAGAGCAGCAAGAGGCAGCACCAGCUUCCCUGAGCUUCGUGCCAGGGUGCGACUUGUGGCCAUCGGUUCUUUCCGUGGGCACGAGGAGGCUGAGCCAGCCUGCACCAAGACCCUGGGUGUGGUGGCACUGGUGAGGGUGCAGGAUGUCUGGCACCUCGUGGUGGAUGCCAGGAUGCCCUGGGAUCAGUUCCUCACGCUGUUGAAUGUCCAUACCCACCCUGCUUGUGCUGGUCUCCAGGUGGGAGCUGCCAGCGCCGAGCAGCGUUAAACAGAAACCAUUUAAAAUUAAAGCUCUGCCAAAAAUACUUCCACCCUUCUGCUGGAAAAAAUCAUGGUCCUUGGUGGUGUGGCUGCGGCUCCAGCACGCUGUCACCUCGCAGCACAGGUGUGUCAUGUGUCCAGCAGUGACACUCCUGCUCCUUUGGCAUCCAUGGCAGAGUGGGCAGAGCAGGAUGUGGCAUGAGGAGCCUGGGGCUGCCUCCCAGCUGCGUGCUAGGAGCAUGGAGAAGGUUGUUUUCCUGCCAGGACAGUCGGGAGGUGCUGCCCACCUUCCCCAGCUCUGCACCUUCCCACUUUCCUCCUCGUCUUCCCAAUCUGCCUUUUGUCCACUUGCAGCUUAUGUGACAUGAACCUGUCCUGGCACGGCGUUCCAGGGGCACAGGACUGGCUCGGGCCUCUCCUGCUGAGCCACAGCAGUGCCCUGCCUGCAGGAAUGCCACCAAUCCCUUUGGAAAGCACCUGGGAAUGAGCCAAACCACGCUGGGGCUGCCCCUCGCUCCUCCACGGUACUUUGCAAAUCCCCUCCUGGGUUCCCCGCUUGGUCCCUUCAGUUUAUGUUGGCUUGCCUUUUCCUUUGCUUUUUUUUUUUUUUUUUUUAAUUUUUUUUUGUUUUAUUUCUCCUCCCCAUUCUCCUCCUCGCCCUGCUCCAGCCCUGAGUGUUGUGGGGUUUUUUUCCUUCUUCUUUUUUUUUUAUUAUUAUUAUUUCUCUUUUCUGCCCAGAAAAACCUGACUUCGAUACCAAAAAAAAAAAAACAAAACAAAACAAAAAAAAAACCACAAAAAAAACACAAACAAAAAAAAAACCUGCAGAAACUCAAAAAAAAUAAAAAUGAAAAAAAAUCACAAAAAAAAAACUCGACGAUUCUUUCAGCUUUAUUAACAUUUUCCAUUGUUUCUUGCGAUUUGUGUCUCGUUCUUUGUAGUAUUGAUGAUAACGAACAUUUGAUAAUGAAUGUUCUUGUAUAUUCAGAUAAAGGAGAAAAAAAAAACCAAAAACGCAGUCGGAAUUUAAUAGUGUUUAUAAUAAAAGAAUAAAAAAUGACCCUCUUAGCACGCAAAAUUGAACAGGGGGAAGGUCCCAUCCCUGUUCUUUCUGUGGCAACAAGCGCUUCAUUCCUGUAUAGUUUAUAACAUCAAACUACCUACAUUCAUCCUCCUUUUUUUUUGUUUGUUUGUUUUUUCCCAUGGUUUGGGUUUUUUUUUUCCAUUUUCUCGCAUUUGUGAAUUAGUUCAAGAAUGCUAGAAAAGUGUAGAGUUGUGCACACUCAUUUCUUCUUACACAAUGUUUAAAAAGUGACGGUAAUUCAUUUUGUAAAACUUUAAAAAGAAAAAAAAUGGUUGGAAUAGUGAGCAUUAAUAGGUACAGUCUAACACUUUAUGUUUCUUAACGUUGAGACCCAGAAAUGAACCUUUUUGUUGGGGUUUUUUUUUUAUUAUUUUUUUGCCUUGUUUGGGAUGGGGGGGAGGGGGCUUUGAUGAUGAUGAUGAUGAUAAUGAUGAUGAUGAUGAUGAUGAUGAUGAUGAUGAUGAGUUUAUUUUGUCCAAGACGAUGGCCUUGCCACCUCCCCUGCGCUUUUGAGCUGUGGCCAGAGUGAUGUGAAAAGCGAUGCUGGUGUUUUUGGGGAAGGAUUUCCUCCCCACUCCUCUCAGACCCCAGCUCCAGAGGAUCCUG